Molecule: messenger RNA, 601 nt
Organism: Suillus subalutaceus
Lineage: Eukaryota; Fungi; Basidiomycota; Agaricomycetes; Boletales; Suillaceae
Exons: 3
Coding region: 128-601 (157 amino acids)
Source: RefSeq, a predicted model, not a curated record
AAAAGAACGAAACGGGUCCGCAAUGGAAGGGGACGUGGCUGCCUGCUGGCUGCAGCUGGCGCAGUAGUAUGAGCGUUAAGAGCAGUAGGUGUCGCAGACGUGGAGGGGAUGGCAGGCUGAGUCUGCUAUGAUGAAGCCUGAGCCUGCGAUUGACCUUGCUGGUGCUGUGUUUGCGACGAUGUGGUAUGGGUCUGCGCUUGACUUUGCGAUUUCUGCUGUGUUGGGUGUGGAUUGCCACUGGCGUGUUGAGGGGAUGCGUAGCAGAGGAAAAGCACGAGAUGAGCCAACAAUCGUACGAGUCAGACUUCGACAAAAGGAGGACCGCGAGAGAAGAUGGACCGCCUUGGGCGUUGCUGGAGUGCAAUUGCUUCAUCGGUAUCGGGGCGAGAGUGACGAAAGAGCGAUGAAAAGCGUUCGAGAAGGGGUGUGUGAGUAUUGCGAGGGUGUUGUGCAGGAGAACGAGGAUGGGUACCGCGUGCGGCAGAAGACUCAAAGUACAGAGACAACUCACCUGGGCACCAUUUUGCACGCCGUCGAAAAAGUCUUGUGGUAUUCGCCGCGCUUGAAUAGGAGGACGUCGCGUAGCAUUGCUCUAGAGUGA